UGGAACCCCAACCCCUCUCGCUCUCAAUCAACAAGCACUAGCGCAAGGAAAACGAGAGAAGGCAGGAGCAGCAGCAGCAGCAUUUCCCCCUUCCGCUUGCUUGUUUGCUCAACGCGUGCUUGAUUUGAGGAGAUUAUCGUGGGAUUUGGAUCGUUGUUUCAUGGAGGAGAUCUGCUGCGAGGUGGCGGCGGGGUCGUCGUCGUCGGACAGGAAGGGGGAGGGCGUGGGCGACGCCGGCAGCCGCGCGGCGCGGCGGCGGAGGAUGGAGAUACGGCGGCUCAGGGUGGUGGCGGAGGAGCAGGCCGCGAAGAGGCGGAGGCUGGAGGGUGACGACGGGGAGGAGGAGGAGGACGCGGUGAGGGACCCGGCGCCGAGGUACGGCGUGACGUCGGUGUGCGGGCGGCGGAGGGACAUGGAGGACGCGGUCACCGCCCGCCCGGGGUUCAUCCACGGCCACCACUUCUUCGGGGUGUUCGACGGCCACGGCUGCUCGCAUGUGGCGACGUCGUGCGGGGUGCGGAUGCACGAGAUCGUGGCCGAGGAGGCGGCCGCCGCUGCGGCGGGCUCGUCGGCGUCGGACGAGGCGGCGCGGUGGAGGGACGUCAUGGAGAAGAGCUACGCGCGGAUGGACGCCGAGGCCGUCGGCUCAAGGGACACUACCGGCCCGGCGCCCACCUGCCGGUGCGAGAUGCAGAUGCCCAAGUGCGACCACGUGGGCUCCACGGCCGUCGUCGCCGUGGUAGGGCCGCGCCACCUCGUCGUCGCCAACUGCGGCGACUCCCGCGCCGUCCUCUGCAGCGGAGGCGCCGCCAUCCCGCUCUCAGCCGACCACAAGCCCGACCGUCCCGACGAGCUCGAACGGAUCCACGCGGCGGGAGGGCGCGUCAUCUUCUGGGACGGCGCCCGCGUCUUCGGCAUGCUGGCCAUGUCGCGAGCCAUUGGCGACAGCUACCUGAAGCCGUUCGUGAUCUCCGACCCGGAGGUGAGGGUGGUGGAGAGGAAGGACGGCGAGGACGAGUUCCUGAUCCUGGCCAGCGACGGCCUGUGGGACGUGGUGAGCAACGAGGUGGCGUGCAAGGUCGUGCGCGCCUGCCUCCGGAACGGCGCGGUGCGCCGCGGGGAGCGGUCGAGCCCGACCUCCAACCUGAGCCCCAGGCAGAGCAGCGGCAGCAGCAGCGGCGACGAGGAGGCCGGGCCCAGCGACGGCGCGGCGUCCGACAGCGACGGUGAGGGCGGCGAGGACAAGGCGUGCGCCGAGGCGGCCAUCCUGCUGACCAAGCUGGCGCUGGCGCGGCAGACCGCGGACAACGUCAGCGUCGUCGUCGUCAAUCUCAGGCGCCGCCGGAGGUCGUGACCGGGCGGAUCCACCGUACUAGCCGUUCUUGGCUAAAUUCUCGGCCGUCCCCAAUUCACAUUCGCCUCGACAAAGCAACCAUCGAACGGAAUGUCAAAGCAAAUAUCGAACAUGGACUCUUUGAUCCUUAGCAGAAUUGCAGAUUACGGUAGGAUUACUUAUUUCUUUAGAAUUUUUUCUUUAGAUCCUAAACCCAAGAAAAGAGAAGCUCAUGCCUUUUUCCGAUGUUUGAAGAAAGAAACUUUAUCAAGCGUCUGAGAAGUCAACUGUAAUAUAAUCCAGUGCUCCUUUCACUAAACCGAAUCCUUCCCACCUUCUCUGACUA
Setaria italica (foxtail millet) is the source of this 1679-nucleotide messenger RNA. RefSeq names its product probable protein phosphatase 2C 30. Gene Ontology annotation, cellular component: nucleus; cytosol. The record is from RefSeq and is a predicted model, not a curated record. The coding region runs from base 161 to 1354 and encodes 397 amino acids. NCBI's taxonomy places the organism in Eukaryota, Viridiplantae, Streptophyta, Magnoliopsida, Poales, Poaceae. Gene Ontology annotation, biological process: protein dephosphorylation. Gene Ontology annotation, molecular function: protein serine/threonine phosphatase activity; cation binding. The transcript is spliced from 3 exons.